GCCAUAACCUGUACGCGUGCACCUGUGUCGUUUCGAUUUUCAAAAUGGCGUGCCGAGUGUGAGAGGCAGGGCGAGGACUCGCCGCGCCUCGUCGUCGUCGUCGCCGUCGCGACAUCCGGUGUUACCCUGUCGUCGGGUCGCGAGAGCACGUGCGUACAUACGGUGCCGCCUCGUGCGCGAAGUUGCCCCCCUCGUGAGAGAGACGUUAUGCCAUCGCACGCGCGCAGGACGUAGGGAAAGUCUUUUCUUCCACGUUUCUUUUCCUUUUCUUCUUAUUUUUUUUCCUCUACCCUUCUGUUACUUUUCGUUCCUUGAUGGAGAUCCCGAUGGAGAUCUCGAUGGAAAUCUUCCUGACGGCGUUCUCCGUGAUAUUCAGUCUAUUAAUAGUGUUCCUCCUUGUUGUGAUAGGUUGGUACUUAGUCUGGACGUUCUUCCUAUCACGAUUCCGCUUCGUCAGAGAAUUAACUGGGAAUGGAAUGAGCGAAUCGUCGUCGGUUAACGAUUUGAAGAACGGUCGCGCACGCAUAAAGAAACUUCGCCGUGAUUAAAUAUAAUAUUGGAGCUACUCUCUAAUAACCAUAAUAACGAACGCAAUAAUUGUAUAAAGCAAAAUUGAAUCUUGGAUAUCACACGAUAGAAUAU
Messenger RNA from Temnothorax curvispinosus, 642 nucleotides. Its product is annotated as small integral membrane protein 13. The transcript is spliced from 2 exons. Lineage: Eukaryota; Metazoa; Arthropoda; Insecta; Hymenoptera; Formicidae. The record is from RefSeq and is a predicted model, not a curated record. The coding region runs from base 315 to 548 and encodes 77 amino acids.